AUGGUGGAGAUCGUCGAGGAAGAAGACGGCGGCGCUCCUCGGAGUUCCAGAACCGGAGAAUUCGUCAACGGUGGCGGCGUCGAGAAGAAGAGAAUAAAAGAAGUGAAUAUGGUGGAGAUCACGCUCAAAACAAUUGGCCCUUCUCCAUCUUCUCGCCUCCACAUUCCGUCUCCCGUCACGGUGCGUGACUUGAGGAAAUUGAUAGCUGAAGAUAAGAAUCUUCCGGUUGAAAAUCUGAGAGUAGUCCUGCACGGGAAGAUGGUGGAAGAUGGUGGAGAUGAUGAUAGGCUCGUUAGACUAAAGGAUAAUGAUUCUUUGAUUGUGGCUGUGAAACCAAAACCUCCUGCUAAGCAUCUCCAGGAUGGAUGUGACGACGACGAUGAUCUGAAAUUUCAGCUGCCACAAUCAACAAGUCCAUGGAAGAGAAAGCUGUACUUUUUUCUUCGCCACAAGUUGAAACUUCCAGAUAUGCUUUUAGCUGGACUUUUCUCACUCUCUGCAAAGGUUUGGGCGGUUGUUAUUUUGUGGUUCAUUUUGGCACCUGUUGCUAAUAGAUGGCAUCUUGGUCCUUUAUAUAUACUUGGCACGGGCUUUGCAAUUAUCUUCCUGAAUCUGGGACGAAGGCAAGCAGGAGAUGUUAGCGCAUAUUCAAUCUUCAAUGAAGACUUCAGGGAGCUUCCCGGCACUCUGAAUGCUGAUCGCUUGGAUAGAGAUAUCCGUGCUGGUCAGAUGUGA
This is a messenger RNA of Linum trigynum, 735 nucleotides long. The record is from the annotation of a GenBank genome assembly. Lineage: Eukaryota; Viridiplantae; Streptophyta; Magnoliopsida; Malpighiales; Linaceae.